GUCAUUAACAUAAUGUAAUGUACUGUGUUAGCUUAUAGUGAUAACGAAUGAUGCAUAAUUUGGAGAAGGGUUUGUCAUACGAUAUUCAAUUGUGUUUGUCUUACAUUUUAUUUUUCUUUUUUGAUAAGAAUCGUUCUAUCAAUAUAAUGUUACUAUACGAUAUGAUAAGGAAUUGUCAUUUUCCUGCAAUUUUUUAAUAAGCUGUCAUUUGUUUUUUUUUUAUUAUAUAAGCAACAUUGUGAUUAUGGUUCAAUUAGUUUUCAUUGUUUAUUUGUGUAAUUUAUUCUACUCAUUUCUUCUACGUGCUCAUUCACGAUAGAUAUUUGGACAUUUUAUAAAUAAUAUUUCGAAGAUAGAAUGAAAGUGAAUAAAGAAUACAACCUACUGCUGUCGUGUUACCUUGAUUUAUAGUCUGUGCAUAAGGUCAUAUUGUUAAUCCAUUCGUGUUACUUGGAAAACAAAAAUAUACAAGCAAGCAGACUGUAACUUUACCUACCGACACUUACUCUAAUUUUUACCAAAAAAAAAAAAAUAAGGCAUAUUGCACAUUUAUAUAUAUAUAUAUAUAUUUCAUAGUGUAUGUGUCUUUGCAAUAACGUUAACAAAAUGAGCGAAUGGUGUAGAAUAUUUGGUUUAUUACUACGUAAGAAUUUCAUAGUACGAUUAAUGCAUUGGAAAGUGACCUUAUUCAUUCAAAUACUAUUGCCUAUAGUAUUGUUCGCUUUAAUGCAAGCCUUAAGAGAUCUUAAUUCAGAUCCACCAUUAGUCAUUACAACAGAUACUUAUUAUCCUUUAAAGAGCGAAGAUCAAUUGUUAGAUAAUGUCAAGAGAAGUUUCAUUAAAAUAUAUUUUGUACCGAAUGAUCCAUCUACUGAAGAAUUUAUGAAAUCAACAGCUUGGUGUUUACAACAUACAGAAAAAUUUGUUGGAUUUGCAACAGAGGAAGAUAUGCUUGAUGCUUACACGAUUAAUCAAAUUCAAAAUAGAUUUGACGAUGUUUUGGCAAUUGUUAUAGAUAAAAAUGAAGAAGGGAAAAAAUUCAAAUAUAAAAUAAGACAUUCUACGCGAAUUCCUUCCCAAUUAUAUACAGAUAUGUCUUAUUUGAAUAUAGAACACAGUUAUCUUGAACAAAUUCCAUUUGUACAAUUACAAAUGUGUAUUGAUAGAACUUUUAUAAACAAGACUACUAAUUCAUUUCAACCAAAGAUUUUCAUACAAAGAAUGCCCUAUCCUCCAUAUAUUAAAACAAAUGAGAAUGACAAAGUAUUGCGACAAAUAAUUUUAGUAUUUGCUGUUGCCAUAUUUUUAAUGCCACUCUGCGUAGAAAUUAAUUAUACAGCUAGAGAAAAGUUCAUUGGUGUUAAUACAUUAAUGGCAAUGAACGGAGUGAAAUUGUAUCAAAAUUUAUUAAGCUGGCUUACCACUGGCUGUAUUUUCAGUAUCUUUUAUAUUAUACCGUUAAUAGUAUUAUUUAAAAAUACAUUCUCUAAUCAUGUUAAUCCAUAUUUAUAUUAUAGUGAUGCAUUUUUAUUUUGGAUAUUAAUGACUAUACACAUUAUUCAUCUUAUUUCAUUUGGUAUGCAUGUUGCAGCAUACUUUGCUAAACCUGUUUUUGUGAUUAUAAUUUUAUCAGUUAUAUAUAGUGCUUCGUCUUCUCUUUACGAAAAUUUGGUCAAAGAAAAUAUGUUCAAUUCUAUACCGUAUCUUGGUAUAUUUUUACCAAAUCUUUUAUUGUCAAGAUUAUUAGAAGAAGUUAAUACAUACGAAACACAGUUAAUUGGAAUUAGAUGGAGCAACAUUUUUAUACCUAGCGAAUCAUCUCAAUACAAUAUUACAGGAAGUACAGGAUUCAUAUUUAUAUUUUCUAUUUUGGGAACUAUAUUUCAUUUUCUAAUGGCAGUUUAUAUAAAUAACUUGCGACCAGGAAAAUAUGGCGUUAAGAAACAUCCAUUAUAUUUUCUACAGUGCAUUAGAAAAAAUAAAGUGUCGUUAGACGAAGAAGCAGAGGAUUAUGAUUACGAGGAAUUAAGUGGUGAAGAUUUUGAAGCUGUUUCUAAAGGUGUACUUACACCUGGUAUUCAAAUUCGUGGUCUUAAAAAAGUUUACAACACCGGUUUAUUGCGUAAAUCUUUGGUACAUGCAUUAAAAGGAGUAUCUAUAGAUUUUUACAAAGGACAAAUAACUGCACUGUUAGGACAUAAUGGUGCUGGAAAGACUACUCUUAUGUCAAUAAUAACAGGCGUUACAGCUGAGACUGAAGGAAAAAUUUUUAUAAAUGGGAAAAAUUUGAAAAAUCAUUUGAGUGAGAUUAGAAACGAUUUAGGUCUAUGUCCUCAAGAAAAUAUUGUUUUUCCAGAUUUAAAUGUGUUCCAACAGAUUGAAUUCUUCGGUUUGUUAAAAAAUAAACAUAAAACACGAGUUGAAAUCAAACGCAAUGUUGAGAAUUUGCUUGCUAAAUUAAAAUUAAGUGAAAAACGAAAUUGUCUUCCCACCAAAUUGUCUGGUGGUCAAAAGAGACGUGUUUGUCUUGGAAUGGCACUCAUUGGUGAUGCUAGUACAUUCAUUUUGGAUGAACCAACAUCCGGUAUGGAUCCUGAAACGAGAAGAGACACUUGGGAAAUGUUAUUGAAAAUGAGGGGUAAAAAGACAAUAAUAAUAAGUACACAUAAUAUGGAAGAAGCUGAUAUACUUGGUGAUAGAAUUGCCAUUGUACAUGGUGGUCUUUUAAGAAGUUAUGGUACAUCAAUGUUUUUGAAGAAACAGUAUGGUCAUGGAUUCGUAGAAGUUACGUUAUCUAUUAAAUCAUGGUGCAAUCCGGAGAAAGUUGUUAAUAAGUUUGAUUUAGGAACACAAAUUAAUAUUGAAAAUGACAAAAUUAUUUUAAGUGUACCGUAUACGGAAAAUUUACCAGAUUCCUUGGAUCAAAUUGAAAGAGAAAAGAAAACAUUAGGUGUAACUGGAAUUAAUGUAUCAUUGAUUACAUUGGAACAAGUAUUUUUGAAGAUUAUUAAAAAGGAUGAAAGUGAAAAUGAUCUCUCAGAUCUUUCUACACCUGUACAGAAACUUCAAGGUAAUCAAUUGAUUAUACAGAGAUGUUUGGCAUUGUUUAAUAAAAAAUAUAUAUACGCUACCAAAAAUCUAGGCAUCUUAUUUAUAAUCCUAUUUCUACCUUUGGUUUCUAUUUUUUUCAUGGUUCUAAGUUAUAAGAAUCCUUCUGAAUCGUUAGAAAUAACGCCUUUAACGCUCAACAUGUAUAGAAAUCCCAAGGCAUUUUAUUCUUCCGAUAAUAGCGAUUAUGGUAAUGGAUAUAAGGAAAUAAUUGAGAAAUUCUGGGGAACUGCUAUUAAUGUUGCAACUGGAAGCAUUUUUAAAGAGCUAUUAUCAUUUGGUAGAAAGGAUAUAGCAGAUUAUCAUAAUCAUGUAGUUGUAUCUGCUGAAUUUAAUAGUACGAAUAAUUCAGAAAUAACUGCCAAUGGUUUAUAUUCUGGAACGAUGAUGCAUAGUUUACCCCUGACAAUGAAUAUUUUGUCAAAUACCAUUCUUCGUAAUGCAACUGGGGAUAACAAAUAUUCCAUCGAAAUAUCUAAACAACAAUUACCCAAUUCAAUUUCUUCGUAUGAAAUGGAACCACUUUCACGAGUGUUAACACUUUGUUCCUUUUUAUUUCCUACUUUAGCAUUAUUUGUUAUUCAUCCGUUACAAGAAACGUCUACUAAAGUUAAACAGUUACAACGUAUGACUGGAGUUACGUCUGUGUCGUAUUGGCUCACCAUGUUUCUUUUCGAUUUUCUAAUUUGCAUAAUAUCCUCAUUGUUCAUUACAUUAGGAUUUUGCAUAAUGGAUAUUAUAUUAGAUAUACGUUUAUAUCGUCAAACAGAAAUAUUAUUAACAAUAUUAUUGCUAGUAAUCGUUGGUUUAAAUUGUAUAUUUAUAUCAUACAUAUUUAGUUUCCUUAACAAAUCAAGAAGUACUGUAAUAACUAUUUUAAGUAUUACACCUAUUGGAAUUGUUUUCAUACAAUAUUUGGUAUUUACAAUACUGCAAGAUUAUGAAACGAUGCAAAUGAUUUUACAACGAUUAUUCUUUUUAAUACCAUAUAUAAGUUUCUUCCACGGGGAAUUGUUAUUCCUAACCGUGGCUGUAAAAAAUGCAAAUUGUCGACGUUUAUCAAGUAAAAUUUUACAGCAACAGUGUAAAAAUGGAAUUUAUACUCCAUGUUGCAACAUGGAUUGUGUAGAUGGUGUUUGUAAUAAGCCUAUGCCAUAUAUUGGAAAUUUUGAAAAGGCCUUUCAGUUAGAGGAAACUAUUCUAUACUUAUUUUUAACACCUGUGAUAUAUUUUGCUAUUCUUAUUAUGCUGGAGGAGAGAAUUUUUGUAAGAUUGUUUAAUAAAUUACUUAGCAAAAUACGUAAAUCGUCGUCAGCAAUGGGAUGGAUGACAUUACAGAUGGAUGAAGAAGUAAAAAAGGAAAAACAUGCGGUUGCAUUAGAGAUCAGUAAAAUUACUAGUCAAAGUAAAAGGAACAGUGUACAUUAUAAUGCCAAUGGAAAUUCAGUUGUUGGUUACUCGCAAAUUCCUGAAUCUGAGAACAGUUUGUUCUUAGUAUACGAAUUAAGUAAAUCUUAUGGAAAAUUAAUGGCCGUAAAGGAAGUCAAUUUUCGAGUUAAGAAGCAUGAAUGUUUUGGAUUGCUUGGUGUUAAUGGUGCUGGAAAAAGUACUACGUUUAGAAUGUUGACUGGAGAAGAAACACCUAACAGUGGUACCAUGUAUUUAAAACAAGCGGAAAUUUAUUCCAAUCGUCAAGCUUAUUUAGCAGAAAUGGGAUAUUGUCCGCAAACGGACGCAUUGAUCAAUUCUUUGAAUUCGUUUGAUCAUUUGAGAUUGUUCGCAAGACUUCGAGGCAUACCACCAAAUAAAAUAGAUUUGGAAGUUAAUAAAUGGAUAGUUAGAUUGAAUUUGAAAGCAUGUGCGGUACAACCUAGUGGAACGUACAGCGGUGGUAAUAAAAGACGUUUGAAUAUAGCAAUGGCAUUAAUUGGCAGUCCUACAUUAGUUUUAUUGGAUGAACCAACGACAGGAGUUGAUCCAGCAGCUAGAAGAUCAUUGUGGACUGUAAUACAAUCUUGUCAAGCAGUAGGACAAUCUUUUAUACUCACAUCUCAUAGUAUGGAAGAAUGUGAAGCUUUGUGUAAUCGAUUGGUCAUAAUGGUACAAGGACAAUUGGUUUGUAUUGGAGCUAGUCAAGAACUUAAACAAAGAUUUGGCGCUGGUUUUGAUAUUCUUAUUAAAUUAAAUCCAAAUCGAUCAGAGGAAGAUGUUACAAUUAUAAAGAAUACUAUUGAAUCCCUUCUAACUUGUGAAAUUAGGGAUGAAAAUUUGGGAUUUAUUGCUUACCACGUGACCGAUCCUACAACAACUUGGACUAAAAUGUAUAGCACUAUGAACGAUUUGAAAAAUCGAUUUGAAUGUAUAGAAGAUUAUUCUGUACUUUCGGCGACACUCGAGCAAUUAUUUAUUCAAUUUGCAAGAGGCAUAACUAUGCCUAAUUACGAUAAUUCGCCAAGGGAAAGCAGUAGCCAACCAAAUAACGAAUAAUUGCGACUUAACUAUUAUAUGUGAUAUAUACUAUAUAUAUAUAUAUAUAGUCAAGUAAAUAAAUAAAUUAUAUUUCAUAAAUCUAUUUAUAUGAUGGUCGGUACUGCUGUUAUACGUCGUCCAUCGUGAUAAUAAGCUUGACAGUGUUGUAAUAAAAUUAAUCACAAACACGAAUACACCUAUAAUUACGGCACAUUUAUUAAUGCGAACAGAGAACAUACAUUCUGUUUAUGUAUACAAAACUUGUGUACAUAAUAAAUAUAUAUAUAUAUAUAUAUAUAUACUUUUGUAUAAUCUUAGAAAGAAUUUACUUAUGUUUCAUUAAAAAAAUGUAUUUAUCAAAAAUGAUAAUGGUGUGUUUCACAAUAAUGAUUUGUCGAUAUAUUAUAGAUGUAAGCUCUAGUGAUUCACAUUUGAAAAAUUUACGAUUGUCAUAUCGUAAAUUCGAUUUCGCUUAUGAAUUUAGAACGAAGCAGUUUAUAAUGUAUGAAGAAUGUAAUAGAAAAAGGGGAGUAUCUUCCUUGUAUGAAUACAAAGAAAAAAAAAGGAAUUAAAAAUAAUAUAUAUAUAUAAUAGCAUAAACGAUAAAUUGUUAUAUACAUAGAUCCGCUUAAGAAUGCAUUCGUUGCAAUAAAACGAGCUUACUAGCGGA
This is a messenger RNA of Polistes dominula (European paper wasp), 6247 nucleotides long. RefSeq names its product phospholipid-transporting ATPase ABCA3. Gene Ontology annotation, cellular component: intracellular membrane-bounded organelle; membrane. NCBI's taxonomy places the organism in Eukaryota, Metazoa, Arthropoda, Insecta, Hymenoptera, Vespidae. The record is from RefSeq and is a predicted model, not a curated record. Gene Ontology annotation, biological process: lipid transport; transmembrane transport. Gene Ontology annotation, molecular function: ATP binding; ABC-type transporter activity; ATP hydrolysis activity.